AUGAGUACUACUGGUAAUUCUUCGAACGUGAGUAGUACCUCUACAACUUCUGAGUUUUCAUCGUCAACUGUAGAGCCGUCCCACCCUCUCUAUUUGUAUCCAUCAAAUUCUCCUGAUACUGUUAUUGUAGCCAGUACUUUCAAUGGAUUAGGAUAUGGAAGUUGGCGUCGAGGUAUGCUCAUAGGCCUUUCUUGUAAGAACAAGCUCGGUUUAAUCAACUGGACGGUUGCUAAGCCUAGUGCGGAUUCGCCUCUAUAUGAGGCUUGGUGUCGGUGCAACGACAUGGUUACAGCUUGGAUUCUAAAUAGCCUAGAUUUAGAAAUUAGAGAAAGCGUGAUGUAUACUGAAUCUGCCCAAAAACUAUGGAAGGAGAUCGAACAAUGUUAUGGAAAGCCAAAUGGAACUAAAGUGUUUCAAAUACGCAAGGAAAUAUCUUCAAUUUCUCAGGGUUCAUCCAACAUAGCCUCCUAUUUCAGUAGGAUCAAAAAGCUUUGGGAUAAAAUGGUUUUCUCCAUCACCUACCCUCCUUGUGUUUGUGGAUGUAAGGAAGGUUUUCAGAAAUUAGAGGAGGACCAGAAAGUUCACUAA
Nicotiana attenuata is the source of this 588-nucleotide messenger RNA. RefSeq lists its product as uncharacterized. NCBI's taxonomy places the organism in Eukaryota, Viridiplantae, Streptophyta, Magnoliopsida, Solanales, Solanaceae. The transcript has a single exon. The record is from RefSeq and is a predicted model, not a curated record. Bases 1 to 588 code for a protein of 195 amino acids.